UGUAUUAUUAUUUGUCAUUUUCUCUUCCACACUCAUUAUUUACGUUAUAUUUUCUUUUUUACUUAUCAAUUUUUAUCGUUGUGAAAUUUCUCCUCCUGUCUCGCCCUCUCAUAUUUUCUGCACUCUCUUGCUUUUGUGUUUCUUUCCGUUUUAUGCCCGCUCAAAUCUGUUGUACAACCCAAAACGGCGCGCGGCCAUAAUGGCGCAAAGCUAUAACUUACUGGAAAAUGUCUGGCCCUAGUCAAUUUUGGUACCAAUCUCUUUGGUUCAAUGAGUGGAAUCGUUUGAUACUACUGGCAAGAUCGGGAAAUCUUGAAGCAAUUUUUGGCUUAGCGCCUUCAUGGCCGUGCGCCUUUUUGGGUGUGUCCCGCGCCGUGAAAUUGUCAAAAAAUAAUGUUUUUUGAGGCAAUUUUUACCCACUUAUCAAAAUUCCCUCUUCGAAACUUCAAUUAAUAAUUUAUUACUCAUCUUUAAUAUGUUUUUAAGGGUUGAAUGUCUUUCAUUUUUAAUACUUUUAAAUGAGAAGCCAGUCAAAUGUUGUCAAUAUCGAUCAACAAGAACGUCCAAUUAGAGAUACAAAUUCAAGCACAUCUGAAGAUUCUGAAGAAAGUUUGCCUGAUUCAUUUGAAGAAGCUAGAGCUCCAUUAACAAGGCGACCCCAGUCUGUUCAGGAAGACGAAAUUCUCAAUGAUGUUAACGAAGAAGAAAAUGAAAAUGCUCGAGAUGACCAGCCUUUUACUAAAGAAUUGACUAAAAGCAAACAAAAAAUUCCUAAAGAACGACGAAAGACUGGGUAUGCCUUCCUUCUACUUGUAUUUGCUGGAUUUUUAAAUGAUUUUGUUCUUUCCUAUAUUCACGAACUAAUUCCCGAAUCGCCUCCACUUCCAGAUUUUGCAUUUUCAAUUUUGCCUUAUUGGCCUUGGGCAUUGAUUGUUUCUGAAGUUUUGAUGAUUUCUUCCUUUUCUGCAAUGCUCACAGUUGCAAUUCUUCAUAAAUAUAGAUGGGCAGUUCUUCGCCGAAUCUUCACAAUUGGAUUUUUACUUUACCUUGGUCGCUGUGCUACUAUGGCAAUUGCUGAUCCCAAUUAUUAUUGCUCUCCAAAAUUAAAACCUGAAGAAAGAACUUUUUGGAAUAUUUUGGUUCGUGCAUUGUCCGUCUUAAUUGGACUUGGGCUUAAAAUAAAUGGAAGACAUACGCUUUGUGGUGAUUAUAUUUAUAGUGGCCAUACAAUUGUACAUGUUUUGUGUUAUCUUUUUAUUAAAGAAUACAGUCCUCGUCGUUGGCUUCCUCUCCAUAUUUUGGCAUUUGCUUUUUCUAGUGUUGGUGUAUUAUCAUUGCUUUUUUCACGAGGACAUUAUAGUAUUGAUGUAAUAAUUGCUUAUUGGAUCACUACGCGUAUUUUUUGGUUUUAUCAUACACUUGCUGAUUUUGACGAGCUUCGGCACAGCUUUAAUGGCAGAAAUCGUUUUGUAAAUGUUAUUUGGUAUCCUCUAUUUAAUUUUAUGGAACAAUCUGUGCAUAGACCGAUACCUAGAAAAUAUGAAUUGCCUUUUAAACUCCCUGCUGGUUUAAUACGUUAUUGGCAACAAAGACGUGGACGUUCAAAUUCGGCAGGAUAUUUAAUUGUUUGA
This is a messenger RNA of Meloidogyne enterolobii, 1631 nucleotides long. The record is from the annotation of a GenBank genome assembly. NCBI's taxonomy places the organism in Eukaryota, Metazoa, Nematoda, Chromadorea, Rhabditida, Meloidogynidae.